AUGCGCGGUGCCUGCGCUGUCGGUGUUUUCUGCAUCCUACUUGCUUCGGUGUUGGGGGUGGCUGCGCAGGAAGAGGAUGGAGAGCUCGUGGGACGAAAGAUAUGUAUCGUCGCAGCCGGCGGGAGCAACGCCACCGACGACGCGCCAGCUAUUUUGGAUGCAUUUAAGAAGUGCGGCCAGCAUGGCAGAAUCGUGUUUGAGCCCAAGACAUACCAUAUUAGCUCGGCCUUGAACGUGACUUGGCUGGACGACGUUGAAAUUGACCUCCAGGGGACUCUAUUGUGGAGCACCGACAUCCCGUACUGGCUUGCCAACUCUUUGGACGUCGGAUACCAGAACCAGUCUACCGCAUUCAUCCUCGGCGGGAACAACGUCCGCAUCAAUGGCCAUGGCAAAGGCACCUUUGACGGCAACGGCGACUAUUGGUAUGAGUGGAUUCGACAACAGCCGAACUCGUCCAACUACCCUGGUCGCCCGCAUGCCAUCACACUUAACGGGCUGAGAAACUCCGUUGUCAAGGGGGUAAACUUCUUGAGAAGUCAAAUGUGGACUAUGUCCAUCAUCUACUCUCACAACGUGGUCCUUGACAGCAUACUCGUCAACAAUACUGGAAACCGCUUCCAGAGCUGUGAGUUCAAAGACGCCCCCCCCCCCCCCCCCCCCCCCCCCUCUUCCCCUCCCUGCCGAGUGUCACCCUCGCGUGAAUGUUUACCCAUGUGGCUGACGAGGACAGCCAACACGGACGGCGCCGACACGAUCCGGUCGUCAGGCAUCAGGUUCAACAACUGGACCGUCUACAGCGGAGACGACAGCAUCUCCCUCAAAGCCAAUAGCACCGACAUCAGCAUCACCAACUCCAAGUUCUACAAUGGGCUUGGCAUCGCGCUCGGGAGCAUCGGGCAGUACAACGACCAGUUCGAGACGAUCGAGAGGCUAAAUGUUGAGAACUGCUUUUUUGACAACACGCUCCACGCCGUCUACUUCAAGACUUGGACAGAUGAUCAAAACGGCUACCCUCCGAACGGUGGCGGUGGCGGUCUCGGCUUCGCCUCGAAUAUGUCCUUCAAGAACCUCACCGUGUCAGGCAUGCGUGGCGCCGCCUUCUCCAUCUCCCAGUGCACCCGCUUCCGUGGCGCCCCCGGCAUAGGUAACUGCACCAACUCGCAGUUCCAGAUCCGUGAUGUCACCGUCCGCGGCAUGACGGGCACGACCAAGUCCGCCCGCGUGGCCAGCCUCCAAUGCAGUGCCGUCGCACCCUGUACCGACAUUGGGCUCUUCGACGUCGACCUGCGCUUCUCGAACGGGACAGCCGCCGCGUCGUACUUGUGCGGCAACACGGCAAGUCCGAGGGGCUUCGAGUGUACCGGCACGCCCUGUGUUGGAGGGAGCGCGACGGGGGAAUGCUGA
Colletotrichum higginsianum IMI 349063 is the source of this 1407-nucleotide messenger RNA. Its product is annotated as Exo-rhamnogalacturonase B. Gene Ontology annotation, molecular function: polygalacturonase activity. The transcript has 5 exons. Gene Ontology annotation, biological process: carbohydrate metabolic process. NCBI's taxonomy places the organism in Eukaryota, Fungi, Ascomycota, Sordariomycetes, Glomerellales, Glomerellaceae. The record is from RefSeq and is a predicted model, not a curated record. Bases 1 to 1407 code for a protein of 468 amino acids.